AUGUUUAUUCACCCUGAAGGAAGAGGAAAGGGAGGAGGGGGAGGAGGUGGUGGCGGCAAAGGCGGAGGCGGUGGAGGUGGUGGCGGCACUGGGUCUGGCAGUGGUUCUGGCUAUGGAAGUGGCAGUGGCUCUGGAUACGGGAGUGGUGGUGGAAGGGGCAGCGGAGGCGGAGGCGGAGGUGGAGGUGGAGGCGGAGGUGGUGGUGGUGGAGGAGGAGCAUCUGGUACUGGUAGUGGUUCAGGGUCUGGAUAUGGAUCUGGCUAUGGUUCAGGAUAUGGGUCAGGUGGAGGAGGAGGAAAGGGAGGAGGGGGAGGAGGUGGUGGCGGCAAAGGCGGAGGCGGUGGAGGUGGUGGCGGCACUGGGUCUGGCAGUGGUUCUGGCUAUGGAAGUGGCAGUGGCUCUGGAUACGGGAGUGGUGGUGGAAGGGGCAGCGGAGGCGGAGGCGGAGGUGGAGGUGGAGGCGGAGGUGGUGGUGGAGGUGGGAACGGCUCUGGCUACGGCUCAGGCUACGGCAGUGGCUCCGGUUAUGGAUCUGGAUACGGUAGUGGUGGUGGUGAUGGGGGAUAUGUUGAACCAUGAAACUUUUUCUAUGAACAUAAUUCAUCUUUGACAAUCAGUAGUAAUUCUUGAAAUAAAUUGCAUGGCUUCACAAGGGGUGAACCUUUAGGACCUGCAUGGAUUGGCUGCAUUCAUAUGUUUCAUUAAUCAUUGUACAGCACAUCAUGAUAUUUUAUAUCUACUGCAUGAUUAUUUGUUUCGAUCUAGCUAAUAUUUUGGAUCUCAACACCCAUAAUAAUAACCUCAGUUUUACGAAA
Messenger RNA from Olea europaea var. sylvestris, 815 nucleotides. Its product is annotated as putative glycine-rich cell wall structural protein 1. The transcript has 2 exons. The record is from RefSeq and is a predicted model, not a curated record. NCBI's taxonomy places the organism in Eukaryota, Viridiplantae, Streptophyta, Magnoliopsida, Lamiales, Oleaceae. The coding region runs from base 1 to 579 and encodes 192 amino acids.